CUGAGUAACUGAUAUCCAUGUUAUGGAUCAGACCCAUAGGACUCGCAUGUACAGAGGAGUGAGGCGCAGAAGAUGGGGAAAAUGGGUGUCUGAGAUAAGAGAGCCUGGGAAGAAGAAAAGGAUAUGGUUGGGAUCAUAUGCUAUGCCUGAGAUGGCGGCUCGGGCAUAUGAUGUGGCGGCUGUGAGUUUGAAGGGCAAAUCUGCAUUACCCAAUUUCCCUCAUUUGAUUAACUCCCUCCCUCGCCCUGCCUCUCUUCAUUAUCGGGACAUUCAGUUGGCUGCUGCAGAGGCCGCUUUCUCCUUCAAGGACUCCUCCAAUUCAACCGCCACCAUAGAAAAUGGUGAUGGUAAUAGCAAGGACUCUUCCAAUUCAGGUAAUAGAGAUGAAGAGGACAACCGCAGUAGUUUUACCAAUGGUGAUGAUUUUGGCGAAGCAGUCAGCAACUUGAGUAACUAUUUUGAUGAAGGGCUGUGUCAAUUUGAUUCGCCAAAUCUAGUAAUUAGUAUGGCUGAAGCUCCUUUACUGAGCCCUCCACGCUUUGAUGAAGUCUCUGGUUAUGUAGAUGGGGAUUCCUACAUGGAACUUGAGACCUUGGGAUUUCUUUGGAGGGGCUUCUGAUAUGAUUGCAGAAAUAGAAAAGAA
Cryptomeria japonica (Japanese cedar) is the source of this 643-nucleotide messenger RNA. RefSeq names its product ethylene-responsive transcription factor ERF024-like. Gene Ontology annotation, biological process: regulation of DNA-templated transcription. Lineage: Eukaryota; Viridiplantae; Streptophyta; Pinopsida; Cupressales; Cupressaceae. Gene Ontology annotation, molecular function: DNA-binding transcription factor activity; DNA binding. The record is from RefSeq and is a predicted model, not a curated record. The transcript has a single exon. The coding region runs from base 23 to 619 and encodes 198 amino acids.